AUGAGUUUGCGACUAGCCAGGCCUUUGCGGUUAUUGUUACUGGGGGCACCUGGGUCUGGGAAAGGAACACAGACCUCUAAGCUUCUGAAGGUGUUACCUGAGCUUAAGAGUGUUUCUUCGGGGGAUAUCCUGAGACAUGAGUUGAAGUCAGGCACCGAGCUUGGUGUGUUGGCGGCCAAGUACAUUGCGCAGGGGAAGUUGAUUCCGGACAAGGUCAUCACACAGGUGCUCAUAGCGCACUUGUCUAAGGAGAAGUGGCUGAACCCGCAGUCAUCGUGGCUUCUGGACGGGUUUCCAAGAACUGAGAGACAGGCUUUCUCUUUAGAUAGUACAUUGGGGGAAAACAACGCAAAGCUAAAUUUGGUUGUAGAGCUAGAUGUCCCCGAGGAGGUUAUCCUAGAGAGAAUCGAUAACAGAUAUAUCCAUGUGGGUAGUGGAAGGGUCUACAACUUGCAGUACAACCCACCUAAAGUUGCCGGUAAGGAUGAUGUUACUGGCGAGCCACUGGUGAAAAGAUCAGAUGAUAACGUCCAGGUAUUCAAGAAGAGGAUGAAAGAGUACAAGAAAACUCUCGGCCCGAUCAAGGAACAUUACGCCAAGCAGGGUAUACUGGCAACCAUAUCUGGGGAUACUUCAGACAUCAUUUUCCCAAAGCUGUGUGCCCUGAUCAACCAGCAUUUUGGUGCUAAGGAACAACAACUGCAUCACGAAGCCUUUGAAUCAAAGAAGGAACAGAAAAUCCAGCCAAGAUUAUGA
Messenger RNA from Nakaseomyces glabratus, 756 nucleotides. It is a transcript of the gene ADK2, whose product is annotated as adenylate kinase ADK2. Gene Ontology annotation, biological process: nucleobase-containing compound metabolic process. Gene Ontology annotation, cellular component: cytoplasm; mitochondrion. NCBI's taxonomy places the organism in Eukaryota, Fungi, Ascomycota, Saccharomycetes, Saccharomycetales, Saccharomycetaceae. Gene Ontology annotation, molecular function: AMP kinase activity; ATP binding. The record is from RefSeq and is a predicted model, not a curated record.